Liolophura sinensis is the source of this 4290-nucleotide messenger RNA. RefSeq names its product protein adenylyltransferase SelO, mitochondrial-like. Bases 107 to 2215 code for a protein of 702 amino acids. The transcript has 13 exons. The record is from RefSeq and is a predicted model, not a curated record. NCBI's taxonomy places the organism in Eukaryota, Metazoa, Mollusca, Polyplacophora, Chitonida, Chitonidae.
AGGCCAAAUACACGGGUGAAAACAAGAUUUUUGAGUUACGGUUGUAAUCAUGGACAAGGUGUGUUUAUUUUGAUUUAUUGGAAAAGGUGGCAGAGGACAGAGGUCAAUGUUUAGAUGUCUUGUUCAUCGCAUUUUGAGUGAGCUGCGCAAAACGGGAUUUACAUUUAGCAGAUCGUCUGCUACGACCUCGCAAUGCAAAGAAAACCUGAGCAAUAAACAACAAAUCAAAACAUUUUCUGUCUUGUCAUCUAAACGUUACCGGCGAAGAAACGGCAUGGCAACUUUUGAAACACUUAAGUUUGAUAAUUUGGCGUUGCGAUGUCUGCCAAUUGAUAGUGAGGAAGAGAAUUACGUUCGGCAGGUGCCCGGUGCCUGUUUCUCCAGGGUGAAGCCGACGCCCGUGGAAAGCCCAGUGAUGGUGGCCUAUUCAACCCCAGCAAUGGAGCUGCUUGAUUUAGGCGAGGAUCAGUUACAGAGAUCCGAGGCCGUGGACUUCUUCAGUGGAAAUGCCACAUUGAAAGGCUCAGAGACAGCAGCUCAUUGUUACUGUGGUCAUCAGUUUGGCCAUUUCUCUGGUCAGCUUGGAGAUGGAGCAGCAAUGUACCUUGGGGAGGUUAUCAACAAGAAGGGAGAGAGAUGGGAAAUCCAACUGAAGGGUGCUGGCCCCACCCCCUACUCCAGGUCAGCUGACGGCAGGAAGGUGCUGAGGAGCACCAUCAGGGAGUUUCUCUGCAGCGAGGCAAUGCACUUUCUUGGUAUUCCAACCACUCGUGCUGGCACAUGUGUUACAUCAGAGAGUACUGUUGUUCGGGACAUCUUUUACAGUGGGAAUCCAAUCAAUGAAAAGUGCACCUUGGUCUUGAGAAUCGCUCCCACAUUUCUAAGAUUUGGUUCCUUUGAAAUCUUCAAGCCCAUGGAUGGUGUGACAGGUAGAAAAGGCCCAAGUGUUGGGAGGUCAGAUAUUCUCACCCAGAUGUUGGAUUACACUGUCAAGACAUUUUAUCCUCAGAUAUGGGAAGUGCAUGGAGCAGACAAGCAAACAGCUUACUUGGAGUUCUUUAAGGAGAUAAUACAACGAACAGCCAGACUGGUGGCAGACUGGCAGUGUGUAGGAUUCUGCCACGGAGUACUGAACACGGACAACAUGAGUGCUGUAGGUGUGACUAUAGACUAUGGGCCUUAUGGCUUCAUGGAUGCCUAUGAUCCGGGCUACAUUUGUAAUGGCUCUGAUGAUGGUGGCAGAUAUGCAUAUGACCAGCAGCCAGAGAUCUGUAAGUGGAACUGCCUGAAGUUAGCAGAAGCCAUCCAUAUGGCUGUUCCAUUGAGCGUGACAACCCCUGCAUUGGACAGCUUCAUGGAAGUGUAUGAUAAACAUUACCUGGAGAAAAUGAGGAAAAAGUUUGGAUUGAUAAAGAGAGUGGAUGAUAUGGACAAGGAUCUUGUGGCUAAUUUCUUGGACACCAUGCACAAGACGUCAGCUGACUUCACUAACACAUUUCGCUGUUUGAGUGACCUCCCCCUACCAGGAUGUGAUGAACAUGAACAGAAAAAGGCUGAGGUGUUACAGUACAUUCUGUCCCAAUGUUCUACCAUAGCAGAACUGCGAAAGGCAGUGUCAAAGCCUCGCAUGGACCCAAGACAAUUUCAGAUGUUUGUGAUGAUCCUACAGUCUAACCCAGAACUGCUGAGUCAGCUAGGAGGAGCACAACGGUCAGUCCUACAGGAGCUUCAGAGGAUAGAGAAAGUCAAGGAGUUACAAGGUGUGAGUGAAGAUAAUCAACGGGAAAGUAAUGAAAAGCUGUGGAAGGAUUGGUUAUCUGUGUACUGUGACAGACUAAGGCUGGAAGGUGAGGGAGAAGACUGUGAGGCCGUGAACAGGCAGAGAGUGGAGGUGAUGGACUCUACAAACCCCAGAUUUAUACUGAGGAAUUACAUCGCUCAGAAUGCCAUAACUGCAGCUGAGAUGGGGGACUUCUCUGAAGUGAGGCGUGUGUUAUGGCUGCUGGAAAAUCCCUUCAGUAAAACAUCACCUCUGGGGGAGAGAGACGUGUCCAGUGGACAGGUGUCUGCAUCAGCUGAUGAUGACUCAGUUUCAGCCUCCGUAGCUGACGGAGAAGCCAGGGUAGGUAACUCUGCCUCAUGUGCCUUAGGAGUGAUGGAUGUGGCCUAUGACAGCAAGCCUCCUGAUUGGUCCAGAGAACUGAGGGUUACAUGAUCCUCAUAAGGCUCUUACAUUGGUCAAGUCUAUGGGUAGCACUGUAUCCUCAUAUACAGUGCAGGUGUAGAAGUGAUCUUUGUGAGAGGCGGUGAUACAGUCUCCAGGUUACAGUAUAUUUGUACACAAACUGCCAGCCCCUUCAUACAAUAUGGAACAUUAUGGUGGUUUAUUGAUAAUGUUCUUUACAGGCUCCUGUCACUCUGUAGUGAACGCCAAUUUUAAGAUACAAAAACCUUCAUUAUUCUAAAUCAAGUAGAAAACGUGAUAUUGUUUCUUAAAGAUUGCAGGAAUUAGAAGCAGUCAGUGUGAGUGGCAGGUGUCUGUCAUGAUAUAUGAAGGGGAGGGGCAUAUGUGUGAGAAUGACGGUAAUGAAAUAAAACUCCUUAAUACUGGAGGGUUUCUUAUCUGAUGAUGAACUGUAACUCUGGAGAUGCAAGACUGAUUACACUGAUGUGUACCCAGUGUGAAACUAUUUUAUUCCCAUUUAUUUAUGGUUUUAAGACUUUGAAAUGGUGGAAAAUGUUAGGCAUAUAAGUAUAUGUGCAUGUGCACUUGGCACUGGAGAGUGGAGAUACAAGUACAUGUCCAACAACUCUUCAGAGACAUUGAGGGCAUAAAAGGGGUUAGUCAGGUGUUGAACACAAGUCACUGGUCUUGCAAGCAUACCACUAAUACACAGGGACUAAAACCUGAUUCUAUCCUGAAAAACGUGAAAAUUAAAACCUGCUUAAUUUAAAUGGCCAAUCUGUCAUUGGUUCCUCUGCUUUCAUCUCCUUGAAAUAAAUUGGUUUCAAGUGUCUACACUGCUCAUGAAAAUCAACACUUGACAUCCGGGACAGGUGCAGAUAUGCAUGAUGAGGAACCCCAAAAAGUUUUACAUGCUACACUAUCAGUAUGCUAGCGUUUUGUGCACCUUGUUUGAUGCAAGAGGAAACCUGUGCUGUAGUUUUCAGGUUUUGGUGAUGAAAACAGCCAACGUGUGCUCACACAUUAGAUUCCUCCAGAAGUUUGUGAAUACAGCUUAUUACGUGGUAAUCAGCAACUUGAAACUUGGAUAAUGAUAUAAUUUUUUACCUGUGAAAAUUGUCAACCUUGCACUUAUGAUAUUUGGAAUGAUAUGCUAUUCCAGAAUAUUGUUUAGAACUUUCACAUAUUUUCACGUAUAUAUGUCGUCACUGUAGUGAGGGCAAAAAAAAAAAAAAUAGGAAGACCAGUGGAUAUUAUCACGGCCAAAUUGUCAAUAGUGUAUCAGCAGUUAAGCCCAGUAAUGACUUCAGUCUGGACAAGAUUUCCAUUACUAUUAGGAUUAGACUGGUAUUAAGAUUUAUUUGCCUUUAUAACUACACGCCUCCAUUUACAUGUAAUUUCAAAUGUCACAGCCAAACUAACAACAUGUCUGUUUAGAUUUAUUUAGCACCCAUGGUCUUCCUCAUGGAUGGGGAACUUUUUCACUCUAUGUUAACAGAUACAAUAUAUGAUAUCUACAAACUGGAGAAUUUUUACUUCAUGUCAACACAUACCUCGUUAGUCCUAUGACCGAUAUAUACAUUUAACUGACUCAUGUUGUUCGCUAUGUCAACAGACAGUGACUGUACAUCAAAAUAAUUUCGUAUUUGUAUAAAUAUAUCUAUUAGAUAUAAAAUGUGAAGUCAGAUAUGUUGUGAAGAUUUUUUAUCACAGAAGUCGAUGUACAUGUGUGGAAAUGGGACAUUAAUAUUUAUUGAUUGUUUACAUUGAUUCGUCCUUCUUGUUUGCCAUGAUAUAGACGUCUUUUAGCUGAUCCACGUUGAAGCAUGGACGUCGUGUUUACCGUAAUUGUAACACGCAUUUCCUGCUGAAUUUUUCUAAAGGUAAACUGCUGUAUUUUUUAUAUAAUGUGUGAAAGCUAUUCGCUUACUACAUGUUAUUUUUCCGCGUUUUUCCAGCCAUAAACUUCCUAUUUGGAACUGUGAACUGAAGAAUAAAACGCUGACUGGAGUAAAUGUCGGGUGUCCGUAUUUUACGGGAAACGUUUGACCAGAUGCCAAUUGCAGCGUCUUUACUGUUUUAAUAAAAUAAUAAUAUAAAUCUGA